Westerdykella ornata is the source of this 2098-nucleotide messenger RNA. Its product is annotated as MFS general substrate transporter. Lineage: Eukaryota; Fungi; Ascomycota; Dothideomycetes; Pleosporales; Sporormiaceae. Gene Ontology annotation, cellular component: membrane. The record is from RefSeq and is a predicted model, not a curated record. Bases 372 to 2024 code for a protein of 550 amino acids. Gene Ontology annotation, biological process: transmembrane transport. The transcript is spliced from 7 exons. Gene Ontology annotation, molecular function: sulfate transmembrane transporter activity.
CACACGCUUCUCACCUGUUCUGGAUGCAUCAUCGCUGCUGUUGUUUGCGUGCUGGGCCUGAUAAUGUUCCUCUUCGAAGCCGAGCACGCUGCGACGUCACGUAGCCCUUGGCUCUCUGCCACAGAGUGCUCCACCGUACUGGAUUCUGCACUCCUGGACCCAUCCCGCGGAACCGUCGCCUAUCUCAGCUACGCGAUGUAGACAUAUCUUUUUCAAAUGGCGAAGAGGGCCAGGCUGUCGGGUGGGAGAAAGCCAUUGCGACCAGGGACCAACAGACGUCAGGAUCCUAUAUAAAGUACGCUCAAGAGUACUUGGGAGCAGCGGUAUCAGGGUCCCGGAUAUUGUCUCCCAUCCAUUUGUCACCGACCGAUAUGGCCGAAAAGUCUACCGUGGCAGCACCACAUAUAGGCGCUGUACCUGAUGUGUCUGAAUCAGACACCAAUUCCACUCGGAGUGGCACACGCAUCCCCGCGUUACGGUUUCUGGGUCGACAAAGGGAGGGCCUGACUUUCGACACGUCCGGUUUGGAGACACACUACAAGCCCAUAGACAGCUAUGAGGGUAUCCAUCGCUAUGAUCCGAAGUUCGAGUGGGAGCCCGAGGAAGAGAGGCGGGUAGUGAGAAAGAUCGACAAACGCAUUUGCUCGUGGGUUUGUCUGAUGUUCUUUGCACUCCAGCUGGACCGAGGCAACAUCUCGCAAGCCCUCAGUGACAACCUGCUCAAAGACCUGCACAUGAACACGAAUGACUACAACUACGGCCAAACCAUCUUCUUUGUGUCUUUUCUGGCUGCUGAACUCCCCUCGCAACUCGUCAGCAAGAAGUUGGGCCCCGAUAAUUGGAUCCCCAUCCAAAUGGUCUCUUGGAGCCUUGUUGCCAGUAUGCAGGCUUUCCUGUCCGGCCGCAAGUCGUUCUACGCCUGCCGUGCUCUCUUGGGACUCAUCGAAGGAGGCUUCAUUCCAGAUAACAUUCUCUACCUCAGCUACUUCUAUACCGGCUGGGAGCUUCCAGCCCGACUGAGCUGGUUCUGGGUGUCGUAUCAGUCUACUCAGAUUAUUUCUGCCUUCCUCGCCUAUGGCAUCCUCCGCCUGCGCGGCUUUCAUGGCAUGGAGGGAUGGCGAUGGCUCUUCGCCCUGGAAGGAAUGCUGACUGGCCUCAUCGGCAUCGUUUCGUGGUUCUACCUCCCGCCGUCACCAACACAGACCGCCAGCCGCUUCCGCGGGAAGGACGGCUGGUUCAACGAGCAUGAGGAGAAGAUCAUGGUGAAUCGCAUUCUCCGCGACGACCCCUCAAAAGGGGGCAUGCACAACCGACAGGCCCUUUCCUUCCGCAUGCUCUGGGACUGCCUCGCAGAUUAUCACAUGUGGUUCAUCUACUUGAUUGGGCUCACAUGGCUCAUCCCCACACAGCCCAUGAACGCCUACCUCACGCUCCAACUGCGCUCCCUCGGCUUCGACACCUUUGAGACUAAUCUGCUCACCAUCCCCGCCUACGUCCUCUUCAUCCUGCAGCUCCUCUUCUGGACCUGGCUCUCGGAGCGCCUCAACGAGCGCUUCCUCAUCGCCCUCCUCUCCCAAGUCUGGACCCUCCCCCUCGUCAUCGCCCUCGAGGUCCUGCCCAAAGCCGUCUCCCCCUGGUCACGCUGGGUCAUCUCGACCCUCAUGGUCGGGCACCCCUACGUCCACGCCAUCCUCGUGGCCAUCACCUCGCGCAACGCCGGCUCGGUGCGCACCCGCACCGUCGCCUCGGCCAUGUACAACAUGUGCGUGCAGGCGAGCAACAUCAUCGCGGUCAACAUCUACAGGGACGACGACAAGCCGCUGUACCGGCGCGGGAACAAGGUGCUCAUCGCCAUUUGCGCCUUCAAUUUUGUGAUUUUCAUCGGGGCGAAGUUGUUCUACGUGCAGGUAAAUCGGAGGAGGGAGAAGGUGUGGGGGAGGAUGAGUGCGCAGGAGAAGGAUCACUAUUUGGCCACUACCAAGGAUAAGGGGAAUAAGCGGUUGGAUUUUAGGUUUGCGCAUUAGGUGGGUGGUGUCCUUUUGUUGACUUUGUAGAAGAAAUUCUGGGAAAGGGGAGGUGCAAGGUUUUUGUGGUGUCU